Molecule: messenger RNA, 1879 nt
Organism: Exophiala mesophila
Lineage: Eukaryota; Fungi; Ascomycota; Eurotiomycetes; Chaetothyriales; Herpotrichiellaceae
Exons: 2
Coding region: 195-1622 (475 amino acids)
Biological process (GO): lipid metabolic process
Molecular function (GO): phosphoric diester hydrolase activity
Source: RefSeq, a predicted model, not a curated record
GUGGUCGUCUACUGGCCCAUGUAGCCAGGAACGGGUUUUCAAAUUCGCCUCCCAGGCCACGAACCCCAGCUCUGCCGCAGACACUAUCAAAACCAUAUAUCUUCUUCUUCCGCUGUCGCAAGGCGGCGGAAAAUAUUGUUCCUCACAGUCAUGUUAGCCCACACACGGGCCUUUGGAUUUCAGCGUAGACUUCCAUGUUUUGGUCGCUCGUUUUGGCUCAUUUGAGCAUUUGCCUCACCACCGUUCUCUCCGAUGCCACCAAUCUGGCCAUCAUAAAUCUUACGCCCUAUGCGUUGAAACAAAAUGGAAAACCUUCUUCUUAUCAGUUAAAGUCUUGGGAUAAAGCUUUUCCUGAAGAAGUUGGCAAAGGUUCCAACGCAGCAGCGUUUGUCCAAAUCAAGACUGGCCUUACAGUGAAAUCGUCCGACACUGCGGCCGAGUUUUAUUAUUCUCUCGAUGACGGUACCGACAACGGGAUCCAGCUGGCCCUGGGCGUAGAUGGCGGUACCUUUGACUAUACUGUCAACCUGCAAGCCAAGUUUGACCGCUUUGGCACGCAGAGCAAUCCCUCCUCAGUGGAUGUGGGCUUUCUCGAUGACGAGAAGGCAUGGACACCUUUUAUUCUAGCUGGCGACAAGGGGUCAUAUGUCGGCAAUCGACCUCCCACCGAUUGGAUGAAGCAGAAUCUGCAAUUCCUAGGAUGCCAGACAUUGCAACAGCUGGUGAUUCCCGGUUCGCACAACGCUGGCAUGUCCAAGAUCCAGUAUAACACAGCGUUUGCUGGUCCAGCAAACACCCAAACCCAGUCACUAGAUAUCCUAGGUCAGCUCAACGCCGGAGUGCGAUUCUUCGACAUUCGGCCCGUCAUCUCUCAUGGCCAGUAUUAUACCGGGCAUUAUUCUUACAUUCACGAUCUCAAGUCAAACCAAGGGGCUGUGGGACAGAAGAUGUCAGACAUCAUCGGCAACAUCAACGAUUUUACCGAGGAAAACUCGGAGCUUGUGGUUGUUUACCUGUCACACACCCUGAACACCGAUCACGACUAUGCGGCGUUUGACGAUGACGAAUGGAUAGGCGUACUACGAGACUUGACUGACGGUUUGAAGCACCGUUGGCAAGUCAAAACCGACAAGCCUCUGACCAAACUGCCUUUGUCCGAUUUCAUCAAAGAUGGCCCUGCGGUGGUCCUGGUGGUUUCGGAGCGCGACAAGGCAUUCCUCGACAAGAACGGCUUUACAGGAAAGGGAUUCUUCCCUGGUUCGGCAUUUCCAAAGUUUGACAGUUACUCCAACACCAACGAGCUAGACAAGAUGCGCGUCGACCAACACCAGAAAUUCCUGGAUCAACUCGCCAAACCGGAUAACCCAGAUCAAGUGUUUUUGCUUUCAUGGACCAUGACGUUGUUGGGACCGGACAACAUCAAUUUCUUGGACAAGAUCACAACUCGAGCCGACUUUGUCAACAGUCGACUUGCGGCCAUCACUGGCGACGGCGCAUAUCUUUCGCCGUUCUUGUGGGAUAAGAAGCUCCCAAAUAUUGUGUUUAUCGACAACGUCAAGGCGGAUCGAUACCUGGCUGCUCUUUCCCUUGCCUUUAAUCGAUUCACGGCAGCCUGCAAAUAACCCGGACUGCGCACUUUCGUUUGACAUCGGACGUGUUCUACAACUCACGGGUCCCAGGCGAAUUAAUUGUAAUAGGUGUCAUCAACAAUAAGAACAAGAUUUUUGACUGGUGUCUUGAAUUUUUCCGUUUGAACAAACUAGUGGUAGGGGAGGCGAACAAGGUUGACACCAAGUUGAUACUCCGUUUACAAGGUUUCCGCCUUUCAUUUGACUGGCUUGCUGCGUUGUCCGGGGAUGGCACCAACGAGGCUUCUUCC